This is a messenger RNA of Lolium perenne, 1550 nucleotides long. RefSeq names its product subtilisin-like protease 1. NCBI's taxonomy places the organism in Eukaryota, Viridiplantae, Streptophyta, Magnoliopsida, Poales, Poaceae. Gene Ontology annotation, molecular function: serine-type endopeptidase activity. The record is from RefSeq and is a predicted model, not a curated record. Gene Ontology annotation, biological process: proteolysis.
GCUUCGGUUCGAAACUCAUCCCGUGCUAGGGUUCCACCAUGGGUGUCGCCUGCUGCUGGUCCUCGCCAUCGCCGCCGCCGCCAAAUUCGUCUUUAAGCAUGCCGCCUCCGGAUCAGGCACGACCAAGAUCGCCGCCUCCUGCUGGUGCUCGCCUCCCCCGGUGGAGGAGUCGUUGACCACGCCGCCUCCAGCUCAAGCCCGGCCCCGUGCACCACCUCCUAUUGGUACUCGCCUCUGCCGACGUAGGAGUCGCUGAACACGCCGUCUCCGGGUCAGGAUGGACCUCGCGCGUAUUGGCAGUCGCUUUCGUUGCGCGUUGGUGAUGACCAUCCUCUUGACGAGAACAGGAUCAAUAACUAAGACUGACAUCACUGGCAUCAUGAGUGCCGGGGCGGCUGGCGUAGUGCUGAUAAAUUGGAAAGAUGCUGGCUUCACUUCCGUUCUCGAGGACUAUGGUCCUGAUGUCGUGCAAGUCACCGUGGCUGAUGGCAACAGUAUCAGCGAGUAUGUGAGGACAACCAGCAAGCCCAGUGCCAUCGUCAUCUACAAGAACACUUUACUCGGCGUCCGUCCAUCUCCAACUGUCGCGGCAUUCUCGUCCCGCGGCCCCUGCAGCUUCAACCCUGGCGUGCUAAAGCCAGACAUAUUAGCACCAGGACUCAACAUCAUUGCUGCCUGGCCACCAGUCACUAUUCUUGGCUCUGGUCCAUUCCAUAUAAAAUCCGGGACGUCUGUGUCGACUCCACACGUCAGCGGCGUUGCUGCACUUGUCAAGAGCGUCCAUCCCAAGUGGUCUGCGUCUGCCAUCAAGUCGGCUAUUCUCACAACAGCCGAUAUCGCAGACAGCAGGGGUGACCCGAUCUUGGACGAGCAGCAUCAGAAGGCUAGUGCAUAUGACAUGGGCGCUGGCCAUGUCAAUCCCACAAAAGCUAUUGACCCAGGCCUAGUGUAUGACAUUAGCAUUACUGAAUAUGCUGGCUACAUAUGUGCUCUUCUUGGCGAUCAAGGCUUGGCAAUCAUUGCGCGUAACCCGUGGUUGUCCUGCACGAAACUUCCCAAGAUACCAGAAGCUCAACUGAACUAUCCCACCAUAACGGUGCCGCUCAAGUCAACACCAUUCACAUUGAACCGAACAGUCACAAAUGUGGGUCCAGCAGAUUCAGUGUACACACUGAAGUUGUAUACUCCAAAAUCCCUUGCUAUUUAUGUCUCACCAGAGAAGCUGGUGUUCUCCAAAGUUGGACAGAAGAUCCAAUAUAGCAUGACGGUGAGCAGCAAUGCAAAUGAUGGGAAAAAGUUCAUGGAGGGAAGUUUGAGCUGGGUUUCAAGGAACCAUGUUGUGCGCAGUCCGAUUGUGGCUUCUGCUGAUCUAGAUUUUCCGUCUCUGUAAUCAGGAAGAGUAUGUCAUGAUAUGUUGGAUCAUUGCAGACAUACUCCUUCCUUUAUUUUAUGUUCUACUAGAGUAGUGACUGCCUGUUAACUAGUAGGGUUUCCUUGCCUGUAAAAUAAUUGAAAUUUGAGCGUGGAGCAUCCAUUGCUCUGUCGUAAAA